UCUUUUAACGUAACAUUCAAAUAAAUAAUACUAUAUGUGCUUGUAACUUUCGAAAUUGCGCCAUUUAUUUUAUAUAGAUGGCGGUGUGAAUUUUAAUCUUGACCUGAUGUUUGUGUUAUACACUACUCCACCACGUACUCAUACCACUUGAGAACAGAAGCAUGAUUGUUAACAUUAUUUAUUUAAAUCUAAUAGUACAAAUGUUGGAAAAUUUCAUAUGCCUGUGACAUCUUAUCCUUCUUUUCCUUAUAUGUGUUAUUUUCAAUAUUCAUUUUGAAUAUAUGUGCAAUUGACACAUUGGCGGGAAAUAAGAAGAAACUGUGUUUUAUUCCGAUAUAAUUUUAGUAUAAGUUAAUUAAAAGAUAACUUGAUUGUGGUAACAUCUUUAAAACAAGAAUAUUUAAAUAAAAACAUCAGAUGGCAGAAAGGCUUGAAGAUCUUAAUUUACCAAAUGCAGUUGUAACAAGAAUUAUAAAAGAAGCAUUACCAGAAGGAGUUACAAUUGCUAAAGAUGCUAGAACUGCAGUGGCAAAAGCAUCUUCAAUUUUUAUAUUGUAUUUGACAUCAUCUGCAAACAUAAUAGCUAAGAAAGGAAAUCGUAAAACAAUAAGCGGUCAGGAUGUUAUUCAAGCAAUGAAUGAUAUUGAGUUUGAGCAGUUUGUUGACCCACUGCAAGAAUCAUUAGAGAAUUUCCGUAAAGCACAAAAAGAAAAAAAAGAUGCAACAUCUAAAAAAAAACAACAGAAAAAGGAUGAAGAUGAUAUUAUAGAAGAGGAGGAUGGAGGAAGAGAAGUUAUGGUUUUUUGAUAUGUAUUAAGCAAAUAAGUUAUGA
This is a messenger RNA of Bombus impatiens (common eastern bumble bee), 832 nucleotides long. RefSeq names its product DNA polymerase epsilon subunit 3 (gene Chrac-14). Bases 418 to 807 code for a protein of 129 amino acids. Lineage: Eukaryota; Metazoa; Arthropoda; Insecta; Hymenoptera; Apidae. Gene Ontology annotation, biological process: DNA damage response; leading strand elongation; heterochromatin formation. The record is from RefSeq and is a predicted model, not a curated record. The transcript has 2 exons. Gene Ontology annotation, molecular function: chromatin DNA binding; protein heterodimerization activity. Gene Ontology annotation, cellular component: CHRAC; epsilon DNA polymerase complex.